AUGUCUUGGCAAGGCUACGUGGAUUCAAUAAUGGCCGAUGGCGGUAAUUGCAAGGACGCGGCCGUUGUUGGGUAUACGGAGAACAAAUAUGUCUGGGCAUCAGUCAGCGGUGGCGAGUUAUCCAAAAUCACGGCUGACCAAAUUGACUCAUUGGUGUCUCAGGAUCGUUCAAGUUUUUUUAUCACUGGGCUGGGCUUGGGCUCUUACCAAUGCUCCGUACUCAGAGAUGCAUUGUGUGUCGACGGUGACGGGACAAUGGACCUCCGGACAAAGAAUAAAGACGGCGGUUGCACAUACAGCGUGGCCGUAGCUAAAUCGAGCAAAGCAUUGGUUUUUGCCAUGGGAAAGGAAGGCGUUGCCGGAGGUACCCUUAACGUAAUAGUUUACAAAAUUGCCGAUUACCUGAGGAAACAAGGAUACUAA
Nerophis lumbriciformis (worm pipefish) is the source of this 423-nucleotide messenger RNA. The record is from RefSeq and is a predicted model, not a curated record. Lineage: Eukaryota; Metazoa; Chordata; Actinopteri; Syngnathiformes; Syngnathidae.